Perkinsus marinus ATCC 50983 is the source of this 1098-nucleotide messenger RNA. RefSeq lists its product as hypothetical. The record is from RefSeq and is a predicted model, not a curated record. NCBI's taxonomy places the organism in Eukaryota, Perkinsozoa, Perkinsida, Perkinsidae. The coding region runs from base 775 to 1098 and encodes 107 amino acids. The transcript has 4 exons.
UUGACAUUGAUGUGCUCAAUCUCCGUUUUACUUAGCCGACGAAGACUAUCUUCAACAUAAGCUCAGCUGCGGGAGGUCUUCAGCCUUGAGAGACAUAUCCUGUUCUACGGGGGAUGGGGACAGCGACAAUGGUGAUGCAGCAGUAUCGUACACCACUGAUGAUAAUAUCAUCUGUAUGAUGCAGAUGAUACUACCAUACUAUGUUGAUCGAUCAUUACGAGUUAGCUAUAGUCUCAAGGCUCUCCUUCUCCCAUUUCAGUUGCGGGUCGGCUUUUAUAUCGUUAGUUCUCUACAACUCCUUCAAGGUUGUCUUUGACCAUAGCUUUCUUACUUGUGCCUGUAUCGAUUUCUCAAUCUAUUCCCAGACGAUCGUCAAACUGUCUAUGAACUGAUCGCUGCUCCUAUAACGAUGGGGUGGCGGAGCAGUGAUGUUUUACACUCAUUAGCAUGCUCAGCAGUAUCAACAUUUUCGUUCCCCUAUGGUUAGUUUGGGAUACCAGAUGUAGCCAGUGUGGGAAAAUACAUAUGUUAUUUUAUUUAUGUUUUAUUUUUUUUGUUACAUAUCCGCCACAUAUGCUGGUGACAAUAUGAGAAUUCUGAGGAAAUUUGGCUAAAUUCUUGUUGCUUUCUGUACACUCCUACCCUAGUUCGUAUAUGAACUCCUAUAGUUAGUGAGGAAACAGCUGAGGAAAGCGAGCAUAUAUCACAACACUGGAUGCAGCAGUGAAGUGCUCUUGUCGUGUUCUUCAUCACAAGCCCGUUGUUCCCAUCAAUAUGAGUACCCCUAAGCGUGUGAGGGUGUACGAUCCUUUGGAGGAGUUCAUGUCGGGUGAGCAGUUGAAGUUCGUAGACAACGACGAAGUGCCGCCGUCGGCUCCGCUGUUCAUUGUCGGCCAGAAAGCGGCCCUCCAGGCCUUCGCGAAGGAAUCCCAGUCGUUGCUUCCUGAGGGCAUUCGAGAACAAUUGAAUAAUUUCAUCCGAGCUGGUUCUACAGAGGACUCGUGCGAAACUCAGGCAGUGGCGUAUAAAAUUGGUAAUCAUAUGCAUACCGUCGGAGGCCUCAAGAAACAACAAAGAGUUUUACGCCACUUCACGUAA